AUGAUUCAUCAGCAACUGCGCAAGUGCCACAAGGCGCUAAAGUACCUAGAGAGGAGCAAGCCGGAACCCUCCAGAACCAAGUGGGGUUUUCUCAUGGAGGCCGUACCUCUACCUCCAAACUCACAUGAACCUGUGCUUCGAAGAGGUAGAAGAACCUUUCCCUUGCUCCUUAUCGCCGACGAAUCUGGAAAGGCUGGAACCCAGAGCGCUGUGCCUGAUGUCUCAGUUGCGACUUGCACUGGACUGUUGGCCACUCGUCGCCGCCGCUUCUUUGAUCAGAUGGUCUCGUUCAUGCCGCCCCUGCGCAGUGGUCUCAAGGCCAAAACAAACGCACAAAAAAAGAACCAGGUGGGAGAUCCAAUCUGGCAUAUCCGUCUCAGUGUCUUCUUCUUCUUCAAGAUUUCGAGUUCUAUGCCUUUGAUGAAGCUACAAGACAAUCACUGUUUGAACAGGAAAACACUCCACGGCUUCGAUACCGCUAGUCUCCCGGAGAGUAUCGAGGAUGUCACUGCUGAACUGAUGGGUCGCAAGAGGCCCACUAGACCCUUGCACCUACUCCGCCUCUUGCCGGGCGUCCUCACUUCACCUCUGUUUACAGUUCCACGUCCAACACGACCGGGAACAAUCGUCACCGCCGACGACAGACAUUGGGGCCGAAGAGGUCGCCGAGCGCAUCCCCUGGAAUGCCCACGAUGCUAG
Messenger RNA from Colletotrichum godetiae, 699 nucleotides. RefSeq lists its product as uncharacterized. The transcript has a single exon. The coding region runs from base 1 to 699 and encodes 232 amino acids. NCBI's taxonomy places the organism in Eukaryota, Fungi, Ascomycota, Sordariomycetes, Glomerellales, Glomerellaceae. The record is from RefSeq and is a predicted model, not a curated record.